UUGCUAUUUGCAGUAAAAUGCAAACAAAAACUAUUGGAUGUGAUAAUUUUGUUUGAUACAAAUGUUCAAAGCAUCGAUGAUAUUAUUGUACAACAAAAACGAGUUGCUGAUAUCAUUCAGAGUUUACAUAAGAUUUCAACAAAUAACACGGCAUUAUACAGUAUCAUAGCAUUCCACAAACGUCCUUUUAUUUUAAGCUCGUUAGUGUCAACAUUUGCAACAAAACCAGAAAAGGUACUAAAAACAAUAAAAACGUUAAGAAUUCGUGUCAGAUCUGAUAGUUCACCAGCGAGUGCGCUUGAUUUAGCUGCAGCGCAAUUUACAGAUUAUGGUCGUCCUGAUUCCACCAAGCUUGUCAUCCUAGCUCAUAAUGGCAUAUCAUCUGAUUUAAUUCCAGAAACUCUGGAAGCUAAAAAUAGAUUGGAAAAUUUACGUGCAAUUAUUUUCGCAGUCACUUCAACAAAAGAACCGAAUAUGCCUGCACUCAUUGGUUACACGUCAAAUCGACAUCACGUGUAUGCCAACGCAUCUGAUCGUAAUCGUUUCCUUGUAGAAUUGGAAAAAGUCAUUGGUUCGUGUCGAUAUUUCCUUCAAGGUACUAAAAUAAACACGAUAAAUCAAGAAAACUCACUUGGAUUAAAAAUUGGACCGAAAAUGGCUGCAGAUUUAGAACAAAAUUUAAGUUCAGAAAGUGAAUGCAAAGCUAAUAAAGUUGAUAUUGUGAUUAUCUUGGAUUCAAGUGGCUCUGUAUAUAGUACGUUUGAUGAUGAACGCGAUUUAGCACGUAAUUUGAUACAAUUACUGAAACUAAAAUCAUUUGAAAAUGGUCAAAUUCAGGUAUUACACACGUUACUGAUAUCGAGUGACUUUAUUCUUUUCUUAUUAAUGUCAUUGGUGCGUUUUUCGUCUUCAGCAGAAAUUUUGAUUCCGUCUAAAUUAAAUCGAACACGUGAAGAAAUUAUAGAACUAUUGAAAAGCGUUAAGUUUACUGGUGGUGGCACACGAAUUGCAAAUGCCGUUGAAUUGGCAUUAGAAGAUUUAUCUCAAUGGCGAAGGAAUGAUGCAAUUCAAAUAAUUAUUUUGAUAUCUGAUGGAAAUGGACAAGAAUUCUGGCAUGUAGCGCAAUUAGCUGGCAAAAAGCUUCAGAAUUCAAAGGCUGAAAUUUUCGCUUUACCAACAAGUCGAGAUUACAACUUAGCUGAGCUAAGACUUUACACGGGAGAUGAAAAUCGAAUUUAUCGUGGAAGAGAGGAACAGUAUAAAUUUAUUUCUAAGAUUGCUUCGAAAAUAAAUGAUUGUAUUGAUACUGACAUUAUUCAAUUUCGUGGAACAAACAAUUCCACAUCCGAAUUAAGCGCAAUUCCUGAUCAUAGUUCUGCAUCUGAUUUUGAACCAGUAAUUAAAACAGUCAAUUCAACAGAUCAACUCAGAAAGGAAGAAGAAAACGAUAAUACUUUGGAGAUAAGUAAGAUUGAUGGAAAAAAAUAUGAGAUCAACAGUAUGUCUUCACAUGAAUUUUUAAAUGACUCAGUGGAUAUUCUUCUUGUUAUCGACCGCUCACCAGGAUCGCCUUCUGAUUUGAAAAAUCAAGUACAAUUAAUGACUGAUUUGAUCAGUCAAAUAAGUGAGGAUAGUUUUAAAAAUGACCAAUACCGAGUGGCUAUUCUUACUUUCAGUACGACAGCUCGUGUAGACCUAAAAUGGAACAAAGUUACAAACAAAACGCAGCUUCUACAAAGUCUCUCUUCCAUUGACAAUUAUUAUUACACUUCUGGUGGUGAAUCUUCUCUUGUAGCUGCAAUCACACUUGCGCAUCAGUAUGUGAUAGAAUCUCGACGUCCAGAUGCCCAACUGCUAAUUAUUGUAGCCACAAAUGGUAGUGGUAAAGAUGUUGAGCAAAUUUUGUCUCAAGUUGUCAGAAAAUUACACAAAUUACCAAAAACGGUUAUUUAUGCUGUAAGUGCGAGUAACAAUUAUUUAUUCUCUCAACUGGAGGCAAUUACAAAUGAAAAAUGGAGGGUUUACGUGAAUGGACGAGUACGUCAAUUCAUUAAAGAUAUUGGAGAAGUCGACAUUAUUCUUUUAAUUGAUAAGUCGACAUCAGAAAAUGAAGGCUUUGAAGUUUCAAAGAGCUUGCUAGAAGAUUUGCUACAGAAGAUACCUGAUAAAGAUUAUGGAUCAAAAGUACGAGUAUCUUUGAUAACUUUUACUGACCACGCAGAAGUUGAAAUCGAACUCACAAAUUCUACCACAAAAGACGAUUUACUUCAUGCAUUGAGCAGUGUAAAAAAUGAACACAGCAAUGCAUCAGUGUCUACUGCAAUAAAUGCUGCUUUGUCCCAAAUAAAACUCUCUAGCGGAAGUCCUCGAAGACGACGUAUUUUUGUGAUUCUCACGGAUGGUAGUUCUAAAGAUUCCAUAGAAACUGCUGCUAUUACUGCUGCUGAACUUGAAACAGAAAAUAUAGACGUGUACAUCAUACCAAUUACACCCAAUUAUUGGAAGGACGAACUUUUAUUGUAUGUCGAUGAUCAGAACAAAAUUUUGAGUGCUGCCAUUGAACCUCAAAAGAGUAUCGGUAAUUUGUUGUCAACAGAAGGCAAAAGAAGUAAAAAAGACGAAGUGAGGAAUACUGAUGAACUUUUUGCUGAAAAAGUUCCCGUCAAACCAGGCCAAAUUGAUGCAGAAGUACACGCUGAUGUUGGAGUAAACAGGGCUGUACAGAAUGAAGUAGACUACAAAUUCUUCAAUAUAGACGCUUCUCCUUCCAAGAUUUCAGCUAAGAUAAAGAGAAUUCCACUUUCUGCAUUCGACAAUCGUAUUCGAGUUGCUUCCAUCUCAUUUACUAAUAAAGCUAAAAUUGAUUUCGGUUUCGAUCAGUUCAAAACUCAGAAAGAGAUAUUAGAAGCUUUACAAUCACUUACGAACGUGGGCGGAAGUACGUCAUUAGUAAGUGCUGUUCAUUUGGCUGUGAAAGAAAUAGAAGAAACAAGCAGAAAAGAUGCUAGGAAAAUGAUAGUGCUGUUAUCAGAUGGUAAUAGCCAAGAUCACUGGAACGAUCUUCUGAAAGCUUCAAGCUAUCUCCGAUCCACUGAUGUAACUGUUUAUGCACUUGCUGCUGGUCGAGAUUAUUACUUUAGGGAAUUAGAAUUGUACGCAGGAAACAAGUGGUUGGUCUACGUGGACGAUCGCGUGAAUCGCUUUUUAGGAGAUGUUGAAUCGUUUGUUCUUGAAUGUCAAACUCCUUCUGCUCCAGUGGAAUCAUUUUCCAUACAAAAUGCUGAAUUGUUUUCGAUAAGAGAAGAAUCGGUAGCGCAAGGUGCCUCACAUAUUUCAAGCACAUCAACGUGUGGAGAUGAUUUGGUGGAUUUAUUGUUUAUAAUCGAUAGUUCUACCUCUACGCAAGAAGAAUUCUAUAAUCAGAAAGCUUAUGCAAUGAAUUUGAUAAAAAUGUUACCAUCAAAAAUUUUUUCCAAUCGACUGAUGAUAGCGGUUGUAAGCCUUGAUGAUACCAGUGAAGUGAAAUUUGGCUUUGAAAACAAAUAUAUGCAAGAAGAUAUUCUUUAUGAUCUUGAACGUUUGCAACGUACUGAUGGUCACUCUUCUUUGGCGUCAGCUGUCAAUACGGCUAUGUCUGAACUGCUUUCUAGUAGACGACCAUCAAGCCGAGUACUUGUAAUCAUAUUCACCAAUGGUGAUGAUAGAGACACGUGGGAAAUAACUCAGCAUACAUCGGCAAAGUUAAAUGAAAUAAAUGGCGGAAUUUAUGCAUUGAGCUUAUCAGAAGUCCAGAACAUAACUCAAUUAACUGAAUACACCAAAAAUGAAUCUCAAGUUUACGUUGGAGACAGAGUGAAUACUUUUCUUGAGGUAACUUCAGCCAUUCUCUUUGCCUUUUCUCUCAAAUUGAAUCAUUUUACAGAUAUGAGAAACGUCAUUUUAAAUUGUGACGAAAAUGAGCACAAAGAAAAGGAAUCCUUGCAAGUUACAAAUGAAUCCUUGCAAGUGCCGCUUGUUCCAUCUUCUUCAAAAGUCAACGCUUUGUCAAAAUCAAAAAUAAUUCCAACAGAGGCAGCGCGAGAAAUGCUCCAAAAACAAGAAUCACAACAUUCCUCAAGCAGAGAUGCAAAUAAUUUGGUUGCUAUUGAAAAUUUGAAUAAUCAAUUAUCUCGAGACGAGAAACCUGUAGAUAUUACUGGGUCAUCACAUGAUUUAAUAAGUUGCACGCUGUCAAAGAUGGAUUUGGAAAUUAUUUUGGAUGCUUCUACUAGUCGUCAAGAAGUUUUUGAGCAUCAACGUGAAUUGGCUCUUUCGUUAAUUGAGCGUUUACCAAUUGCUGCCAAUGAAACACACGUUGCAAUUGGCAUAAAUUCAUUCACUUCAGUACCAACAUUACGUCAAACACUUGGUUUAGGUCGUGAUAAGCAGAUGGUACGUCACGCAAUUGAAGGGAUCAAAUACAAUGGUGGAAGUACUCUAACUGCUCAAGCAGUUGAAUUAUCAGUGCAAGAUUUGGAACGUGGAAAAAGACCAGAUGCUAUACAGGUUGUUGUACUGAUGAAUGAUGGUAUGUCACAAGAUCCGUGGGAAAAAGUAGUCAGUGCAAGUCAACUCUUGAAAUCUACUGGCGCUGAGUUAUUUGGCGUAGCUCUCGGAGAUAUGAUUGAUCUACGUGAAUUGAAACUUUAUAUUGGUUCUGAAAAUCGUAUUUACAGAGAUAAUUCUACUGAAAGAUUCUUGACAGAUAUCGUUUCACUUCUGACUAAUGGACAAAAAUGCGAUACAAAAUCUACAAUGAGUGGCAUCGACCAGUUAGUUUCUAGCACUGAUUUAAGAAAUAAUAUCUGUGAUACUUCUGAUUUGGAUAUUAUUAUUCUUUUCGAUAAUGCUGAUGAGACAGAUAAUUUGAGUGAUCCAUCCAUUUCAUCUAAUCGUUAUCUCUUGUUGGAUGUACUUGGCUCGCUUCCAGCACAAAAAGAUAGCCUGAAUAAAGUGAACUUCUUGAUAAUAACCUUUAGUGAUAAGCCGCGAUUAAUUGUUGGCAUCAACGAUCAGCAAGAUAGAGUUAGCAUAUUCAAAAAAGUAGAAUCUAUUGUCGCUGAAACUGGCAAGCCUUCAUAUGCACGCGCCAUAAGUUUUGCUACUGAAAAGUAUAACAAAGAACAACGAAGUAAUGCCCGUCGUAUGUUAAUUAUUGUUGGCGAUGGGAAAGCAGAUGACACGUUUGAAGAACGUACGGCUUCUCUUAAACAGUUGCAUUCAAUCAGUAAAUUGAAGACAUAUGCAGUUGAUAGUGGCAAAGUAGUGGAUAUGGAGAAAUUAUCCGAGUAUACGGGUUCUGUAGACAAUAUUUUCAGUUAUGAUCGGAAUGCGGAAUUUGCUAGGAUAAUUCUGGAUGCUGUGGAGAGAACUGAAUGUGCACCGGUAAUUCUAGCAAUUAAGCCUUCUCCUGCUGUUCAAAUGCAUGCCUUGCCAACUGCAAUGGUUAGGAGUACCAUUGCAAAUCGUACAAGUAAUGCUUCGAUACGUAGAAGAGAAUUACAGAAUCGGAAAAAAGAUAUUGCAAGCAAAGUGGAUUUAAACUUCAAUUCAGAACAACGUUUGAACGAAAAAGUUGUAGCCAGAAAACAGAAUACAGAAUCCACAACGAGUAGUGUUGCGACAACAAGAGCGAUAGCGAGAUCUGUGAAAAUAUUUCCAACAACGCGGAAACAUGCAGGAAUGAAGUCAUCUGUGAGAAAAUCUGUAAAUAAACCCAAUAUUGCAUCAAUCAAGCGAAAGCAAACAACAAAUAAGGAUCGCAAAACUGUGCUGAAAUUCGAAUCAAGCAAUUCUGAUGUGGCAUCAACCAGCUCAUCUGUAACUACUACCACUACUGAUGUUAUCACUACUGCUACUAUUACUUCACACAAUAUGAUCCAUUUUAAACCAGGUUGCAAGAUGGAUGCAAUGAUAAUCAUAGAUUCAUCGGGUUCUGUAGAAGAAACAUUUGGUCGUGAAAAAGAACUUGCUGAAGAGAUAAUUAAUCGACUUCAAGUUGGAUCAGAAUAUACUCGAGUAGCUAUAAUCAAAUUUGCUGCAAAAGAAAAAGUUCGAAAAAUUUGGUCCUUCAAUCAACCUCAAGAAAAGCAAAAAAUAUUACAAGUUCUUCGAGAAAUACCCUUCAGUAGUGGAACUACUGCGAUUCACAGUGCACUAAUUCAGGCUGCUGCAGAAUAUUCAAGUGAUAAAGGUGCAAGACCAGGACAAGCUGUACCAUUCGGUAUUAUAUUUACAGAUGGCUUUGGACAAAAAGAUACAGCUGAUGCAGCAAAUUUCUUAAGGACUUUAGUACCUAAUAUGUUUGCAGUAGCUGUCAGUAGUCAGAUUAUUCUAUUGUCAUUUUCUUUGCUAACUGUUUUGUGUUAUUUUCAGCAUGCAAUUAACAAAGCAGAACUGAUACAAAUUGCUGGUGCGAAAAAUCGGGUAUUAAUGGAUAAUAACAUGGAUGUAUUGUAUAAUAUGCUAGAAAAAAACACAAGAACAUGCUGA
Thelazia callipaeda (thelaziosis nematode) is the source of this 6531-nucleotide messenger RNA. Lineage: Eukaryota; Metazoa; Nematoda; Chromadorea; Rhabditida; Thelaziidae. The record is from the annotation of a GenBank genome assembly.